Messenger RNA from Trametes versicolor FP-101664 SS1, 1647 nucleotides. RefSeq lists its product as uncharacterized. NCBI's taxonomy places the organism in Eukaryota, Fungi, Basidiomycota, Agaricomycetes, Polyporales, Polyporaceae. The coding region runs from base 1 to 1647 and encodes 548 amino acids. The record is from RefSeq and is a predicted model, not a curated record. The transcript has 7 exons.
AUGCAUUCCGCCGAGCCGUGGCAGCUUACUGUGAUCCGGACGCGCGGGCUGCUCUUCGUGCGCCCGGAGAAGUCGUGGCGGCCGAUCGUGACCAUCUCGGUCCAGGACGACGGCCAUGACCACGGUCUGCCGCAUGAGAUCGUCCUCGGUUCCGAUGGGCAGAACCCGAACUUGAAGUCCGUCAUACAAAUCCGCGACGUAAAACCCUCAACGCGUCUUGUCUUCCAAGUAUACCAUAAAUCACAAACGAAGAAGAAGCACCGGAAACGUACCCUCGUCGGGUCCGCCAACCUUUCUCUAAACGAGUUUCUCAAUCGUCAUCCUCUCCCACACCACCGACCCGUCGAGUACGACGUCCGCCUAUCCUGCCCACCUCCACAGCGGAAAAGCCCCACCAUAGGUGGAAAGCAGCAACAUAGUGCCGCACUCACUCUCAAAUUCGCGGUUCCCCUUCCCGCGCACGUGGGCCACCCCUCGCGCCCCGGCUCACCUCUCUCCGAUGGACAUCUAGACACCGAUGGGAUGUUUUCGGACGGAGCGUCAUCUUCUAGAGGCCCUAUUUCGGCUGUAACAGAAGAUCCCGCCUCCGAGAGGCCAUGGGAGCGGCCACCUACUCCUGAAACUCUAGGUGGAUCGACCGGCCUCAGGCGCCGGCGGCGGAGGACACGGGGAUUCCAUGUCGAUAGUGCCUCGGAGGACGGCAUAUACGAAUCAUCGGAGGACGAGCCGUGGAUGCCGCCCACACCACCCGACGACUACUUCGACGGCGCGUUCGACGGCGGAUCCGAAGACGCGUGCGGGAGUACACUACUGGGCACGGGCGAGGAGGCCGUGUGCUCUCCGUGUAUACUGCCCAUGCAUGCCAACAGUGACCAGGAAAGCGUGUACAGCAUGGAGCGUUCAGUCUCGUUCGCUGGGUCGGUCGUGGAUAGCUUCGGCCCCUAUCACGAACUGUGCGAGGCCGACAGAGAGGACGACGUCGAGAAGGUGGAGAAGGUCCUGGGGAGGCUUCUCACGGAGUGGUACGUCGUCGGCGCAUCGCUACUAGCUUUAGCCGGCAUCGACGCUGCAGUCUUCGGAUUCGAGUCCGACGCGACCUUCAUCGUGGACGGCUUCGCGCGGAGCGUAGUCGCCAUCGGCGCGAUCGCGGCAGGCAUCGGCCUCGUCAGCGACGCGUGGUUCCUCGUACUAUACAGCGGCGCCAACGCCGUCAAAUUCCAGCGCCUCGCAAAAGACGUGUACGGCUCGUACUUCUUCUUCUGCCUGACGUGCCGGCUGCCGACGAUGUGCAUGUUCGUCUCCACGCUCGCGCUCAUGCUCUUCCUGCUGGGCGUCGCGUGGACCGCGUGGCCGACGGCGGUGCUCGUGAUGUCGUUCGUCGCGGGCGUGCUGCUCUCGUCCCAGUUCCUCGUGUUCGGCAUCCACCGCGCGGUCAACUUCGUCGUCUGGGCCGUGCGCGUUACGUGGCGGAAGGUCGCGGGCGCGCGGCAGUCGGCGAAGGGACAGCCUGGCGCGCCUUUGUCGCAGUCUCAGCCUCAUGCGUCGCAGCCUCAGCCUACGAGUCAACUCCAUCUCCCAGCCGCACCACGUCCGGUCCACCACGACGGAAUCCAGAUGCCUGUACCCGAGCCCGCCGAAGCAGCCUAA